AUGCUCUUCGCCAUGGUCGGUUACGCACUCUUUGCUCAACCACGUCACUGGUCCAACGAAGAGUACUGGAGAUACAUCUUCCCGGGCAUGGUCGUUGGUUCGGCCGGAGACAUGGCAGUCAUGACGGGCGCCAACGUUGGCGUCAUGAUGAGCGUGCCGCCUGAAAUGUCCGGCGUCGCCGGCGCCAUGCUUCAAGUGGGCUUUCAGGUCGGCGUCGCUAUCGGUUUGUCCAUCCAAGCGGGUCUCCUCACCGUCCAACCGGGCGGACUCUCCAACACGGCCAACAUCCACGCCGCGUUCUACUUUCAGAUGGGCUGGGUUAUCCUCUGGCUCCUCAUGUUCCUCACGUUCUUCCGUAUGCCCAAGCAAAGCGUCAGCUCAGAGGAGGACGGUGCUGAGCAGGGCCCACCGACCGUAGUCGCCGAGAUACCCAAGUAG
Molecule: messenger RNA, 438 nt
Organism: Apiotrichum porosum
Lineage: Eukaryota; Fungi; Basidiomycota; Tremellomycetes; Trichosporonales; Trichosporonaceae
Exons: 2
Coding region: 1-438 (145 amino acids)
Biological process (GO): transmembrane transport
Cellular component (GO): membrane
Molecular function (GO): transmembrane transporter activity
Source: RefSeq, a predicted model, not a curated record